GAUGGGCUGGUGAGCUGCUCGGGUUUCCACCUGCGCCACACAGGCCUGUCCAUGGGUCCCCUGCAGGGGACAGCGAGGACAGCCUGUGGUGUGGCGCUGGAGGUGACAGGAGCCUGUGAGCCCAGCAGCCACCCACGUGGUGGAGUCGGAGCCUCUUCUCAUUGGUGCCACCUGCAGAGACAGGAAAGGAGCGCCUGGCCACUUAGAAGGACACCAGACAGUGAUACAGCGACCGGUAUAAAUGUCAGCAGGGAGGGCUGGAGGCAGCCAGGGAGGACAAAACACUGCGGGUCUGGAGGAGCCGCCUCCCGAGAUGGAGAAGUUCAAGGCUGCCAUGCUGCUGGGGAGUGUGGGUGAUGCGCUCGGCUACAGGAACGUCUGCGGGGAGAGCAGUGCUUUAGGCUCUGUCCAGGAGGAGCUGCAGAAGGCCGGAGGACUGGACCACCUCGUGCUGUCUCCAGGGAAGUGGCCAGUGAGUGACAACACCAUCAUGCACAUGGCGACUGCCAAGGCCCUCACCACAGACUACUGGUGCCUGGAUGACCUAUACCGCGAGAUGGUGAGGUGCUACGUAGAGACCGUUGAGAAGCUUCCAGAGCACAGGCCUGACCCUGCCACCGUGCAGGGCUGCUCACAGCUGAAGCCAGACAACUACCUGCUGGCCUGGCACACACCCUUCAGUGAAAAGGGCUCGGGGUUUGGAGCAGCCACCAAAGCCAUGUGCAUCGGCAUGCGGUACUGGAAGCCAGCGCGGCUGGAGACCCUAGUGGAGGUCAGCAUCGAGUGUGGCCGGAUGACCCACAACCACCCCACAGGCUUCCUCGGGUCCCUGUGCACAGCCCUGUUUGCGUCCUAUGCGGUGCAAGGAAAGCCACUGGUGCAGUGGGGGAGAGACAUGCUGAGGGCCAUCCCACUGGCUGAGGAGUACUGCAAGAGGACCAUCCGGCACGUGGCAGAGUACCAGGAACAUUGGUUUUACUUUGAAGCUAAAUGGCAGUUCUAUCUGGAGGAGAGAAAAAUCAGUGACGACACAGAAAACAGAGCUCACUUUCCUGACAACUACAGCAAUGCAGAGGAGUGGGACAAGACUUAUAAGAAGUGGAGCUCAGAAGGCCGAGGGGGACGCCGGGGCCAUGACGCACCCAUGAUCGCCUACGAUGCCCUCCUUGCAGCAGGGAACAGCUGGGCUGAGCUGUGCCUCCGGGCCAUGUUCCACAAAGGUGAGAGCGGCGCCACAGGGACGAUUGCUGGCUGCCUGUUUGGGCUGCUGCAUGGCCUGGACGCUGUCCCCCGGGGCCUGUACCAGGAGCUGGAGCACAGGGCCAGGCUGGAGGAGCUGGGCGCCACCCUGCACCACCUGUCCACGGAGGAGAAGUAAAGCGCAUGUGUGGCCCAAACGGGCGCCCUGGGGUACACACACACACACACACACACACACACACACACACACACGAACCUCCCCUGCCCUGGGGUGGGGAGGCAUUGCGCUGUAACCAUAUGUUAACGCCCCUUCUGAGCACCUCAUGCUAGAUGAAAUACGUUGUCCUAUGAGAAUAUUUUUUCCUGACCUCAGAGGAGCCUAGAGCUUUUUUGAUUUUACUCUGGACCUGCUAAGCUUGCGCCUGCAAAUACAGCUUAAGAGUCAUCUCGUGGAUGGUGGUGUAUCUUAUUCUGUUGCUAGACUAGUGACUGCUACCUGUUCUCACUCCAACAAUGCUGACUGCAGUGCUGCCUCCGAGCACCUGCUCACUCCACCUCCUCUUUGUGGGUCUGGAAAGCUGACGCAUCUGCUACCCCCUAACGUUGGACGCCUGUCCACAUGCGGAGAUUCCCACCCCACCUGCCUUUGGGCAGCAGGCUUUUAGCUGCGCUACAGCGCUGGAACCAGCCUGGGAAAAACUCUUGGAGAAGGCCCGGAACAAAGGUCUCCUGGCACUGCCUCCCUGUCCCCUUGGUCCUCGUGUCAC
Molecule: messenger RNA, 1967 nt
Organism: Fukomys damarensis (Damara mole-rat)
Lineage: Eukaryota; Metazoa; Chordata; Mammalia; Rodentia; Bathyergidae
Gene: Adprhl1
Product: ADP-ribosylhydrolase like 1
Exons: 7
Coding region: 242-1378 (378 amino acids)
Biological process (GO): protein de-ADP-ribosylation
Molecular function (GO): magnesium ion binding; ADP-ribosylarginine-[protein] hydrolase activity
Source: RefSeq, a predicted model, not a curated record